UGAUGGGAGAAACAAGCUCUAGAGAAGCAGGGAUCAAUCUGAGCCAUUACUUCCCAUUGUACCAAGCGGUGCAAGAGGGCGACUGGGAGCGUGUGAAGAAAUUCCUAGAAGAAGAACCCGAUGCAAUCAAGGCCCGAAUCAAUACGUCCUUACAAACGCCACUACUGGUAGCGGUGAAGUCCCCGCACAGGAACAAAGUUGUGAAGGGGCUCUUGGAGAGGAUGUCGGAAGAGGAUCUGGAGCAGUUUCAACACGGGACAGACGAGUCUUACACAAGGCAGUGGCUGCUGGGAAUAUAGAGGCAGCCAAGAUGUUGGUGAACAAGAACCCUCGCUUGCCUUACAUCUGUGGUGGUUCCGGCGUUGUACCUCUACGUAUAGCUGCUCUUACGGCCAAUAGAGAGAUGGUAUCUUACUUAUUGAGUGUCACCAAAGAAGACACUGAUCCUACGCCCUUCAUCAAUGAAUUAGGCGUCAAGCUCAUCGACUCACUAAUUAUCGGUGGACUUUAUGACAUUGCUUUAAUGUUGAUUCGGAGACAUUCGGAGUUAGCUGCCAUCGAUUCGCGUCUUCUCAACAGAAUGGCGCUCAAGUUAUCUGCUUUCCCAAGCGGACUAGCCCUCAACUUCUGCCAGUGCUUCAUCUACUCCUAUGUUCCUACCAAGUUGGAGAACUCAGAGAAGUUAGAGAAGCAACAAUGUGGAGGAGACAUAGAAAGUCCUGCCCAGUACUCUACUCCCGUAAAGCUGAGAAUGAGAUUGCAGGCAAUGGUAUGGAAAGUUGCUGAAAUAUUUGUACCACAAAUCAAGCAUGUUCGAGAGAAGAAACAAGAAAAUCAGUACGCUGUUGAGCUUGUCAAGUUUCUUUGCACGGAAGUGGGGAAGCUGGAUCACUUGAAAGCUAAAGACAUGCUUAAGGUGCCACUAUCCACGGCAGCGUGCGUGGGUAUUCGAGAAGUCGUCGAAGAAAUUCUGCACAAGAUUCCAGGUUCAACUCGUCUAAGAUUAGAUGGCAAAUCUGUCUUCCAUCUGGCAGUUUUGAACCGUCGCGAGCAAGUCUUCAACCUCAUCUACCAGUAUGUGGGAUCAACAUUUACAAAAUUAUCGCAGUCGGAUAUAAUGGGAAACAAUGGCCUCCACAUGGCUGGAUAUUUGUAUCCUCAACAGCUGCUCAACCUGCGUUCUGGUGCUGCUGGUGCAGCCUUACAAAUGCAACUCGAAUUACAAUGGUUUAAGGAGGUGGAAAAAUUUGUUCUACCACAAGCCAAAGAAGAUAGAAAUUAUCUCGGACAAACACCAGAAGAGGCCUUCACCGAGACACACAAGAUCUUGGUGAAAGAAGGAGAGCAGUGGAUGAAAGAUGCCGCCAAUUCAUGCACAAUUGUAGCUGCGCUUGUGGCCACCGUCGCCUUUGCAGCUGCCAUCACUGUGCCAGGUGGAAACAACGGUGUCACUGGGCUUCCACUUUUCUCCAAAGAAACAGCCUUUGCAAUCUUUGCCAUCGCUGAUGCCCUUGCUCUUUUCUCCUCCACUUCCUCCUUGUUAAUGUUCUUGUCUAUUCUCACUUCUCGUUAUGCCGAAGAGGAUUUUCUACAUGCAUUGCCCAAUAGACUAAUCAUCGGCCUUAUAACCCUCUUCCUCUCCAUAUUAUCCAUGAUGGCAGCCUUUGUCUCCACUCUUUAUCUUGUUUUUGCAGCUAAAGACACGUGGAUUCUCAUUCCUGUAGUCGUAUUGGCCUGUCUACCUGUUACUUUGUUUGUAUCAUUGCAAUUUCCCCUUCUCAUUGAUAUGAUCAAAUCCACGUAUGGUCCAGGAAUUUUUGGUAAGCAAAGCAACCGUUUCAUCACAUAGACAAAGUUGAAGGCUUUAUAAAGUAUUAAUGUGUGUAACUAGUUGUCGAAUAAUAAUUAAACUUGGUGUAUGUUGAACCCUUUUUUAAGUAUUGGGGUACUUUCAAAUGUUUGGUCUUGGUAAAAUAUAUUGGGGUUGUACUCUUAUUGUCAAUG
This is a messenger RNA of Diospyros lotus (date-plum), 2004 nucleotides long. Its product is annotated as ankyrin repeat-containing protein ITN1-like. The record is from RefSeq and is a predicted model, not a curated record. The transcript has 6 exons. NCBI's taxonomy places the organism in Eukaryota, Viridiplantae, Streptophyta, Magnoliopsida, Ericales, Ebenaceae. The coding region runs from base 311 to 1849 and encodes 512 amino acids.